GGACCCCAACACCUUCCUGGAAAACUUCAACCGCGGGCGUAACUUUGAGCAGGGAGCCAAUGACUACGCUGGCCAAAGAGGCCGAGACGCUGGGCGCAGCAGAUGGGGACGCAAUGACCGAGAUGACUACGGCCCAGCCAAGAGGGCUCGCUACUAGACGUGCUGUUUAUAGGACUAUUGCGUGCAUGUAGCCUAUAAUGGGCCUUAGACUGGAAGGCUCGCUUAACAUUGAUGGAAAAUCUUGUGUGCUAGAGUGGUUGGGCCUAUAGUAGACAACACAGGGGUUGGCAUAGUAAAGGUCUAAUCCCAUGCUCUUAUACAAGCACCUAAUACAUUAAGAGAAGAGAAUUUCUAAAGUUUUGGAUACCCUCCAUUGUAUUUUAUUGCAAGCAAUGCCAUAAGGUUUGCUCUUAAAGAACUUGUUACACCAUAUGAAUGUUACAUAAGGUACAAUAAUAUUUCUGCUUAUCUUUUCAUUCUUGACUCCUAGUUUUGAUGACCUAUUAAUACAUAAGAUUAAGUUUCUUGCAGGUUAGAUUCAGUAGUAGCUUGAAACAUGUAAACUAUAUUACAAUACAGUGUGACAAGUAUUCCAAUAAUGGGUUUGAUGAGUUAACCCGAGCUGCUUAGAUUAUAAGUGAAGAUGUGAAGUGUUUUAUGUCAAAUGGUACUAGAUAUUUUGGUAAGACUCAAGUUUUAUUUUAUAUUAUUGUGUAGUGGUAAAGUUUUCAUUUUUUAUUGUCACAAUUGUACAAAGUUUGAGUUUCUCUUCAUAAUUUGUAUGAAUUUUUCUUGUCUUAUCUUCAUAAUAAAUGUCAAUCUAUAAAAAGAAA
This is a messenger RNA of Penaeus vannamei (Pacific white shrimp), 833 nucleotides long. The record is from RefSeq and is a predicted model, not a curated record. Lineage: Eukaryota; Metazoa; Arthropoda; Malacostraca; Decapoda; Penaeidae.